UGCAGACGAGAACUGUGCCUUUCUUUCCCUCCAUCUCUCUGCACUUCUUCUUCGUCUUCACAGAUUCUUCAUCAAAACCCUAAAUCAUUCAUUUGGAUUUCUUCAAUCUUCCUCCAAUUUCACCUUGUUCUUCUUCCUUUUCUUCAGAUUUCGUUAAUUCUAAUUCAACAAUGGAGUUUUGGAUUCAGAAACCAUUCCAUUUUCUGCAAUCACUCAUACCACUACUUGUCUUCUUCCUUUUCCAGUUAACAAAACCUUGUUCUUCAUACGAUACGCCAUUAAAUUGCACCGAGACAUCUCGUCUCUGUACUUCAUUCUUAGCUUUUACUCCAUCCCCUAACCAAACCCUAGCUGUGAUCAUGAGCAUGUUCGACGUGUUGCCUCAAGAUGUUACGGUGGAAGGUAAUGGUAGGGAUUAUGUUUUUGUUAGGAAGAAUUGUUCGUGUGCUGCUUCUCCUGUUAGCAAGUACUUGACGAGUACGACUUAUACCGUGAGGGAAAAUGGGGGAUCUCUGUACAGUAUGGUGGUGGAUGCUUACGGCGGAUUGGGUUAUUUAUCGAAUUUCUCGCGGCCGGCGCGUGUUGGGUCGGUGGUGUCGUUGCAGUUGUUUUGUGGAUGUUCGAAUGGGCUGUGGAAUUAUUUGUUGAGUUAUGUGAUGAAGGAAGGGGAUAGUAUCGGAUUGUUGGCGAGUAGAUUUGGUGUUAGCAUGGAUAGUAUUGAGACUGUUAAUGGAAUCAAUAAUUCAGAUAACGUCACCAUUGGUGCACUUUAUUACAUACCUUUAAAUUCUGUUCCAGGUGAGCCGUAUCCAGUGAAGAAUGACACUCCCCUUGCUCCUGCUCCUGCUCCAGCACCGCUGUUUGUUGCUGAUGUGGCAGUAAAUCAGAGCAAUCAUAAGUCUCAUGUACCAUUACGAUGGAUCAUAGCGAGUUUGGGGGUUGGUUUGACACUAAUCAUAGCAGUCAUAGGUUUUUUUGUUUACUCGAGAUCAUCAAUUUGUUAUGAUGAUGUCGAAGGGAGUCGUACAAAGGAUCCAAAAGAUGGAAAAGUUCCUCAUAAGUUUCAUAUUUUACGGACUACAAGCUUUUGUUGUGGUUCACGGAGAUUCUGCUGUAAAUCUGAUGAUUGGAGAGAAACAACAGGGGAAUCUAGUGACCGUCAUAUGAACAUUCCAAAAGUUAUUGGGACUGAUGUGUUUGACAUAGAGAAGCCUGUUGUCUUCCAAUAUGAAGAAAUUUUUUCUGCUACAGAUUGUUUCUCUGAAUCCAACCUUCUUGGUCAUGGAAUGUAUGGUGCUGUGUACUAUGGUCUACUUCGUGACCAGGAAGUUGCUAUCAAAAGAAUGACAGAAACAAAAACUAAGGAGUUCAUAGCAGAGAUGAAAGUUCUGUGCAAGGUUCAUCAUACGAAUUUGGUAGAACUGAUUGGUUAUGCUGCUACCGAUGAUGAGCUCUUCCUCAUUUAUGAAUAUGCUCAGAAAGGUUCACUUAAAAGUCACUUGCAUGAUCCUCAAAACAAGGGUCAUACAACACUUUCUUGGAUCAUGAGGGUUCAAAUCGCACUUGACACUGCAAGGGGGAUGGAAUACAUACAUGAACAUACUAAACCUCAUUAUGUACAUCGUGAUAUCAAAACAAGCAACAUCUUACUUGAUGGUGCUUUUAAAGCCAAGGUACUUUAUCUAGCUUCCAUCAUUGCUCAACAAUUGAAACCUUUAUGUUACAUUUUCAUACAUCUGAUUGCUUUUUGGCUUAAACAGAUUUCAGACUUUGGGUUGGCAAAACUUGUUGGAAGAACUAAUGAUGAUGAAGCUUCAGUGACAAGAGUGGUUGGAACCUAUGGUUAUUUGGCUCCAGAAUACCUCAGGGAUGGUCUGGCCACAGCUAAGAGUGAUGUAUAUGCCUUUGGCGUUGUUCUUUUUGAGAUAAUAUCCGGAAAGGAUGCCAUUGUACGAACUGAAGCUGUUGUGACAAAAAAUUCUGAGAGACGGUCGUUGGCAUCCGUUAUGUUGGCAGCUCUUAAGAAUGCACCUGAAUCUAUCAGUUCAUCGAGCUUGAGAGAUCAUGUUGAUCCAAAUUUGAUGGACUUAUUUCCCCAUGACUGCGUUUUUAAGAUGGCUAUGCUGGGAAAACAAUGUGUGGAGGAUGAUCCGGUCUUACGACCAGACAUGAAGCAAGUCGUCAUCUCCCUUUCACAUAUUCUUUUAUCAUCUGUGGAGUGGGAAGCGACUCUCGCCGGGAAUAGCCAGGUAUUCAGUGGUCUUGUUCAAGGUAGAUAAUCUUUUUUUGUCCUUCCAAAUCUUCAUUUAUUAGUUACUACUUGAAGAGGAUCCCUUCAGUUUUUGCUUUCUUCCUGCCCAUGUUUACUUUCUUCCUGUGUGUAUAGUAUGGUUGUAUAGAUUGUUCACUCUAGGCUUUUUAUACAUUAUUUAUUUAAUGAGUAUUUGAUAAA
Messenger RNA from Cynara cardunculus var. scolymus (artichoke), 2452 nucleotides. Its product is annotated as lysM domain receptor-like kinase 3. Lineage: Eukaryota; Viridiplantae; Streptophyta; Magnoliopsida; Asterales; Asteraceae. The coding region runs from base 171 to 2279 and encodes 702 amino acids. The record is from RefSeq and is a predicted model, not a curated record. Gene Ontology annotation, molecular function: transmembrane receptor protein kinase activity; ATP binding. Gene Ontology annotation, biological process: protein phosphorylation; innate immune response. The transcript is spliced from 10 exons.